This is a messenger RNA of Purpureocillium lilacinum, 894 nucleotides long. The record is from RefSeq and is a predicted model, not a curated record. Lineage: Eukaryota; Fungi; Ascomycota; Sordariomycetes; Hypocreales; Ophiocordycipitaceae.
AUGUCCACUCUCACGCAGUUCUGCCCCCCGUCACCCACCUUCACGCCCACCUCUCUCCCCCCUUCCCUCUCUCCCCGCGUCUAUCUCAUCACAGGCGCAACCUCGGGCGUCGGUCUUUCCCUCGCGCAGAUGCUCUACGCCUGCCACGCAACCGUCUACCUCGCCGCGCGCAGCCCCUCCAACAUCACCGCCGCCAUCUCAUCCUUGCGUGCCGCAUGCCCGGACUCCCGCGGCCGCCUCGAGGCCCUGCCACUGGACCUGUCUGACCUAUCCACAGUAGCCCCCGCUGCACGCAGCGUUGUUGAGCGUGAAGAGAGACUCGAUGGGCUGGUGCUUAACGCGGGGGUGAUGGUGCCUGCUGAGGGGACAGCAGCUGCCGGUGAUGUUACGGGAACUGCGAGUGAAGUUGGAGGUUCUGUGACGGAGGGGAGUGGGAGUCGGAGUGUGCGCGUGGUGUGGCUGGCGAGCACGCUGCAAAUUGGCCUGCCCAAGGGUGUCAUCGCGUGGGAUGAGGAAAGGACGGAGCCGCGCGUGCUGAAGAGCCAGAUGGAGAACUACAUGAUGAGCAAAGUGGGCAAUGUGUUUCUGGCGCAGGACACGGCGAGGCGGCUUGGCAGUAAGGGGGUAUUAUCCGUGGCCGUAAACCCGGGGUUCAUCAAGACGGAGCUGCAGCGACACAUGCCCGCGCCCGUAUCCGCCGCCAUGGGAAUGCUCUUCAAAGGCCCCGAGUAUGGCGCCUACAGCGAGCUCUUCGGCCUACUGUCCCCCGAGGUCACGCCCGAGCGGAACGGCGCCUUUGUCAUCCCCUGGGGCCGGUUCGGCGCCCUGCCGGAGAAUGUGCGUGCUGCGAUGAAGACGGAGGAUGGGGGCGGGACGGGCGUCGCAGGGAGUUAG